Messenger RNA from Ictidomys tridecemlineatus (thirteen-lined ground squirrel), 949 nucleotides. The record is from RefSeq and is a predicted model, not a curated record. Lineage: Eukaryota; Metazoa; Chordata; Mammalia; Rodentia; Sciuridae.
AUGUCCACACUGAGAGAGCCGCUGCCCGGCUGCGCCGCGCCCUCGCAGAUCCGGGAGUCCACUUUAAGCCCGCGGAGUUGGCGAAGCAGAGGCGCUGCGGCGGCGGCGGACUCGGCGCGGCUCGGGCACCUCUCUUCCUUAUCUCUUACUCAAACUUCUCUGCUCCAACUCAGCUCCAUCGCCAUUGGUCUGACGCAGCGCGCGGGGACGUCAGGCGAGCGCCGCGCCCAUUGGCUGCGGGGCGCGCGGCGCAGCUGUUCUGAUUAUCAUAUUUCAGCCUUGCCACUGCCGAGUGCCACUGACCGCUCGGCGAGCCCGCGGGAGAGGAUUAGGGCUCCCGAGGCAACUUGCUCCGGGCUCAGGCUGUUCUCCCCCGAUGCUCAGGCUGCCUGGCUGCUCGGCUGCUCUGGCUUUUGGCCUCCCUUUCCUCCUCCUCCUCCUCCUCCUGCCCCUCCCUGCUCCUUCCCGGCUGCUCCGCCUGCGCGCUCGCCUCCCGUCGCGCUGCUCCUCCGCCCUGCGCUCCUGGGGUCCCCACAGUCAGCUGGCUGCGUUGAGCGCGGGGCUCACUUUUCUGCCGCCGGUGGCGAGUGGCUGUUUCCCAAAGACAAAGUCACAGGAAGGCCACGAAGAACUCCCACAUUUCCAAAACUUAUAAACCGCCAUCCCUUAUUUAGCGAUCUAACCCUUGAUAAGACCUGUGAGCUCUCGGAUGGCCUCAGUGGCUGGGUUUGAAUGGAUAUGCCUCUACAAAAAGCAGCUAAAAUGCUUGUUGUUGGUGGCUUAAUGAGAAUGGAUCAAGAGAAUCAGUGCUCUAAUUUCAGAGAAAGAGAAGGAAUCUCCCUCCAUGUACCAAGGGGUAUGAAAUUAUUCUUUUCUUUCCAUCGUUUUUUGUACUCUAAAAAAAUAAAAAAAACUAAGCAGUGAUAAUAAAGGCAGCUGUUAACAAUAA